Molecule: messenger RNA, 857 nt
Organism: Dimorphilus gyrociliatus
Lineage: Eukaryota; Metazoa; Annelida; Polychaeta; Dinophilidae
Source: the annotation of a GenBank genome assembly
CGUUAUUUAAGGUAUAAAAGCAGAUUUCUAUUAAUAAAUACAGCUUUAAUACGCUGUGAGCAAACCUGAACAUACACUUUCAGCGUUUAAGAAGCAUUCUUUUCAAGAGCAUCAACAGUUUACUUUUUCUUCCUCUUCCCCCUUCCUUUUUCUACUCGUUUGAAAACUCGUUAAAUAGAAUCAUCGCAACACCCACUACUGUUUGUUAAACAGCAAGAUCAAAGAAUCACAUUUGCAGUCGUUACUAUCGAAUCGAUUAAGAUUAAAUACGACUGCUAAUAUUUUCCCCUCAACCGAACCAGGAUCGUUGAAGAGAAAAACUUUCAGACGCUGCCGACCGACCAACCACUAUGCCUCCCCGACGACUUUCUCUCCAGAACGAACCUAAAGUUACCAUUACUACCGUUGAUCCCGAUUCGGAUUUUCACGAAGACGACGACGUCGAAGAAGAAUAUUCGAGGAAGAUUCAAGGACAAGUUCAAAGAAACCUUUUAAAAGUUCCCGCCCUAAAAACGCAUUCCAAUAGACGACAUUCAAUAGCCGCCGGAGCCGGUGCCGCUACGAACGAAGCAAAUAAUCAGACGAAAGAGAGCCCAAGACGGUAUUCUCUAGAUUUGGCUCCCAGUAGCGUUUCCAGUAUUAUGGCCCGAACAUCGGACGACUUCAAAAAAGUUCUUAAGGAUAUGAAUUUCAAAUUUGUAUUAGAAGAUAUCGACGAUAACGACGAAGAAGAGACAAAAAAGAAGACGAGAACGAAGAAGGUUGUUAGAAAAAGUAAAGAACCAAACUCUAGCCGAAAGCAAGUUCGGUGGUCAAGUUCUACUCAUAAAAAGACGCUUAUUAGAUCAGAUAUUUAA